GCAACAACAGCAACAACAACAACAACAUGAGCAGCUGCAGCAACAACAGCAGCAGAAACAUCAACAACAACAACAACAGCAACCACCUCUUUCGAUAACAACGCAUGUGCAACACCCACCCGUGCAAGCAUCGGAGCCGCGACACAAAGUGCUCCUCCGAUUCAUGCUCUACCGCGUGCGGAAGCAGCCGAUCUCGAUGCUGCUGAAGAGCAUCCCCCCCGAGUACAAGACGAUGGGCUGCGUCCUGGAGGCGUUCAUGGCCACGGUGAUGGGCAGCGUCCCCGUGCCCGUCCGGGAGGCCCUCCUCCUCGCCCUGUCGUACCUCAUCGUGGAGAGGCACGCGGUGCUGCAGGAGGACUACGCGAAGCUGCGAGUGAGGUUCCCGCCGAUUCUUGCCUUCAGCGCGCUCCAGUUGGCGGCGCUGCUGUUCAACCGGUUGGUGCUGGAGAAGACGGGGGAGGAGGGGAACCGGUUCCUCGUAGAGACGCGGAGCAAGGCGUACAUGCGGGCGCUCUUCGCCAUCGACUCCGUGGAGAAGUUCAACAUGUCACCGCCGCUCCUCCUCGACGAGGAGCUCAGCCGCUUCAUGAAAUGGUUCCAAAUAUUUUCGAGGCCGGGCUCGCACGAUGCGACUCCACAGCCCGCCACGCUUCAAGGACUGCAUCCCGCCAUGCUUCAAGGACCGCACCCCGCCACACUUCAAGGACUGCAUCCUGCCACGCCUCAAGGACUCCAGCCCGUCAUACCCUCCCUCCCCUCGCCUCAACAGGCGACCCAGCCUCGACUGGCGUAUCCUCUGCCGGGUGGACAGGCGACGAUGCCCGGACAGGCACUGAUGCCCGGACAGGCGCCGAUGCCUGGACAGGCACCGAUGCCCGGACGGCCGUGGAACGUCGGGGCAGUGCCGGUGAUCAAGCGGGUGGAGGUUCCGAACAUUCUCAAGCGAGGCCCGGCGCCGUCGCUGCCUCCGAACAAGCGGUUCAGACUCUCAGACGGGGCGGCGCCCUUCCCAGGUCAGAUGACGUCACCGCUGGGAGGUCACGUGGUCGCGGUGGACGGGGGUCACGUGACCGGCGCGGCUGCGGGGAACGUGCGGGUCUUGACUUCGUCGCAGGUGAAUUCUCACGUCUCGGGUGCGUCGAGCGUGAGUUUCACGGUGGUGACUCCGUCUGUUCCACCUGCGUGUGUCCCACCUGUGUCCGUUCCACCUGCGUCUGUUCUAUCUGUGUCUGUCCAACCUGCGAACUUUCCUGCUCCUUCCGAAGAAGUUCUGUGUCUUUCUGAAAGUCCAGCAGCGGCUUCGACGUCGUCGACGUCGAAUGAGCCGACGACCAGUCAGCAGGGAGCGGUCGGGCCGACUGCGUCCGUGGAAAACGGACUCGGGGGGAGCCCAGAAGACGACGAGCUGGAAGACUUGGACUUCCCGACGACGUGCAACUUCUGCGGGAAGGCAGCCGACGAGCUGUGCGCCAACUGCAAGGCCGUCGCGUAUUGCAAUAAAGUUUGCCAGGUGAGGUCCUUCGUCAUCGGUGAACGACUGGGAAAGGCGGCACAAGAACGAAUGCGGCCAGUCGUGAGCCCCGGGGAGGGGAGGGGGGUCCGCGAAGGCAUUAAAAGCAUUUUUCUUCUGUUUGUUUUUGUUUGUUUGUACUUGUUGACCCUUGCCGAAAUUGACUAUACGGCGAGCUGCAUAGCCGAGCUGAAUAUCCGAAUCGGAAAGGAAUUGACAAUUGGGAGCGAGGAAUGGCUGCUUCAUGCCCCUCCUCACGUCAAAGGCCUCAAUCUGCCUUCAUGCCCUCUCCUCAUGUCAGAAGAUCUCAAUCUGGCUUUAUGGCCUCUCCUCAUGUCAGAAGAUCGCAAUCUGGCGUCAUGGCCUCUCCUCAUGUCAGAAGAUCUCAAUACUGAUAUAUUCCUGACUGUUGACUAA
Darwinula stevensoni is the source of this 1927-nucleotide messenger RNA. NCBI's taxonomy places the organism in Eukaryota, Metazoa, Arthropoda, Ostracoda, Podocopida, Darwinulidae. The record is from the annotation of a GenBank genome assembly.